This is a messenger RNA of Puntigrus tetrazona (Sumatra barb), 4800 nucleotides long. RefSeq names its product phospholipid-transporting ATPase ABCA1-like. The record is from RefSeq and is a predicted model, not a curated record. Gene Ontology annotation, cellular component: intracellular membrane-bounded organelle; membrane. Lineage: Eukaryota; Metazoa; Chordata; Actinopteri; Cypriniformes; Cyprinidae. Gene Ontology annotation, molecular function: ATP binding; ABC-type transporter activity; lipid carrier activity. Gene Ontology annotation, biological process: transmembrane transport; lipid transport.
UCUUUCUCUCUCUCUGUUUCUCAGCUCGCGAGCAUGAAGAGCUGGCGGGACAUGCGCAACGAGAUCCUGUACCUGACGGGCAACAGCACGCAGUCCCCCAACCACAUGUACCAGGCCGUGUCCCGCAUCGUCUGCGGUCACCCGGAGGGCGGAGGCCUGAAGAUCAAGUCCCUCAACUGGUACGAGGACAACAACUACAAGGCCCUGUUCGGGAACUACGGCAAUGACAGCGACGGCGAGCCCGCCUCCGUUUACGACAACUCCUCCACACCCUACUGCAACAGCCUGAUGAAGGGCCUGGAGUCCAGUCCCAUAUCCCGCAUGAUCUGGAGGGCUCUGAAGCCGCUGCUCAUGGGCAAGAUCUUGUACACCCCUGACACCCCCGCCACGCAGAGGAUCAUACAAGAGGUCAAUAAGACGUUUCAGGAGCUCGGUGUUCUCAGAGACCUCGGAGGCAUGUGGGAAGAGAUGAGACCCAAAAUCUGGAACUUCAUGGAGAACAGUGAGGAGAUGGACCUCGUUCGGACGCUCCUCCAGAACAACGCCAGCGCUCGCUUCUUCAACGCCAAGCUGAGCGGCACCGACUGGCAAGUGGAGGACAUAUCCAGCUUUCUGUCCAAGGCUUCGGAGGACAGGCGCCCCCAUGCUUCGGCGUACACGUGGCGGGAAGUGUUCAACGAGACGGACCAGGCCAUCCAGACCAUCUCGCGAUUCAUGGAGUGCGUGAACCUGGACAAGCUGGAGCCGGUGGCUAACGAGGAGCGCUUGGUGAACAAGUCCAUGCGUCUGCUGGACGACCGCAAGUUCUGGGCUGGGAUAGUGUUUCCUGACAUGCAGGCCAACACGUCCGAUCUGCCGCCCAACGUCAACUACAAGAUCCGCAUGGACAUCGAUAACGUGGAGCGCACCAACAAGAUCAAGGACGGGUACUGGGAUCCCGGUCCUCGAGCGGACCCGUUUGAAGACCUCAGGUACGUCUGGGGAGGCUUCUCUUACCUUCAGGACGUCAUCGAACACGGCAUCAUACGAGCUCUGACCGGCAGCAAGGAGAAAACCGGGGUUUACAUCCAGCAGAUGCCUUAUCCCUGCUACGUGGACGACAUGUAAGAAACGGCAUUUGCNNNCUCAAUGCCUCUGUUUAUGACUCUGGCCUGGAUGUACUCGGUGGCCAUCAUCAUCAAGGGUGUAGUGUACGAGAAGGAAGCCCGGCUCAAGGAGACCAUGAGGAUUAUGGGCCUGGAUAACGGUAUAUUGUGGCUGAGCUGGUUCAUCAGUAGUCUGAUCCCGCUGCUCAUCAGCGCCGCCCUGCUGGUGCUCAUCCUGAAGAUGGGGAAUCUGCUGCCGUACAGCGAUCCUGGCGUCGUCUACUUGUUCCUGACCUCGUUUGCGGUCGUGACCAUCAUGCAGUGUUUCUUGAUCAGCACGCUCUUCUCCCGCGCUAACCUCGCCGCGGCCUGCGGGGGCAUCAUAUACUUCACCCUUUACCUUCCCUAUGUGCUGUGCGUGGCCUGGCAGGACUACGUCGGCUUUGGAGCCAAAGUUGUAGUGAGCCUCUUGUCUCCGGUGGCGUUCGGCUUCGGCUGUGAGUGCUUCGCUCUGUUCGAGGAGCAGGGAGUGGGCAUCCAGUGGAGGAACCUGCUCUCCAGCCCCAUGCAGGAGGACAGCUACAGUCUCACCACGUCCAUCUCGCUCAUGCUCUUCGACUCUGUGCUGUACGCCAUCAUGACCUGGUACAUUGAAGCUGUGUUUCCAGGUCAGUACGGCAUCCCACGACGCUGGUACUUCCCCUUCACCAAGUCUUACUGGUGUGGAGAGAAAUGUGGCGGGAUUACAUCAGCGCAGACUAACAAGAAAGAAAAUGCUGAAGCUGUGUGCAUUGAAGAAGAACCGGCUCACCUGGAUCCGGGUGUUUACAUCGAGAACCUGAUGAAGGUUUACAGCAACGGCAAACUGGCGGUGGACGGUUUGACUCUGGGUUUUUAUGAGGGUCAGAUCACCUCCUUCCUGGGUCACAACGGCGCUGGGAAAACCACAACCAUGUCUAUCCUCACCGGCCUGUUUCCACCCACCUCGGGCACCGCUUACAUCCAGGGCAAAGACAUCCGCACCGAUCUGAACACUAUACGCCAAAACCUGGGCGUCUGUCCGCAGCACAAUGUCCUGUUUAGCAUGCUCACCGUGGAGGAGCACAUCUGGUUUUAUGCUCGUCUGAAGGGUCUGUCUGAGGACAAGGUGAAGUCGGAGAUGCAGCAGAUCGUGAUGGACCUCGGCCUGCCUCAUAAACGCAAAUCUCGCACAAACCAGCUCUCGGGAGGAAUGCAAAGGAAGUUAUCAGUAGCGCUGGCGUUUGUUGGAGGGUCAAAGGUCGUGAUCCUGGAUGAGCCCACCGCCGGAGUCGACCCUUACGCUCGCCGGGGCAUCUGGGACCUGCUGCUCAAGUAUCGCCAAGGACGCACGAUUAUCCUGUCCACCCACCACAUGGACGAAGCUGACAUCCUCGGGGAUCGCAUCGCCAUCAUCUCCCACGGGAAGCUGUGCUGUGUGGGCUCCUCUCUGUUCCUCAAGACCCAGCUGGGAACGGGAUACUACCUGACUCUGGUGAAGAAGGACUUCGAUCUGUCGGCCAGCUCCUGCCGUACCUCCAGCAGCACCGUGUCCUACUCCAAAGCUAGCCUCAAGAAGGAGGACAGUGUAUCCGAGAGCAGCUCUGACGCUGGACUGGGCAGCGACCACGAAAGUGAAACCACCACCAUAGGUAUAUAUUUCCCUGGUUUUCAGGAUGACAAUGCAUCCGAGAGCAGUUCGGAUGCUGGUCUAGGUAGUGAUCAAGAGAGCGAAGCCGCCACAGCGAUUGGAAAUACAUGGCCCGAAUCUCCUGUUGUUCCUGUUGAUGUAGCCCUCAUUUCCAGUCUAAUCUUGAAGCACGUUCCCGCUUCUCGCAUGGUGGAAGACCUCGGACAUGAGAUCACAUAUGUGUUGCCUUAUGAGUCUGCCAAAGAUGGUGCUUUCGUUGAGCUCUUCCAUGAUCUGGAUGAUCGGCUCGCUUACCUUGGCAUUUCGAGCUAUGGUAUCUCAGAUACUACACUCGAAGAGAUUUUCCUUAAAGUGGCAGAGGACAGUGGAGUUGACACUGAAAUCAUCUCAGAUGGAACUUUGCCUGUGCCUAGACAUAGACGACAUGCAUUUGGUGCUGACCAUCAGAGCUGCCUCAAACCCCUGACCGAAGAUGAUAGCUUUGACUGCAAUGAUUCUGAAGGUGAUCCAGAAUCCAAAGAGACAGACUACUUGAGCGUUUCCAAUGGGAAAGGAUCAUAUCAGGUGAAAGGCUGGAGUUUGAAGAGGCAGCAGUUUGUGGCUUUACUGUGGAAGAGAUUGCUUUAUGCUCGCCGCUCAAGGAAAGGCUUCUUUGCACAGAUUGUUCUUCCUGCUGUGUUUGUGUGUAUCGCUCUGGUAUUCAGUCUUAUUGUCCCACCAUUCGGAAAAUAUCCCAGCCUGGCUCUCAAUCCCUGGAUGUAUGAAGAACAGUUUACAUUCAUCAGUGAUGAUGCCCCACAUGACAUAAGCACACAAAAAUUACUCAACGCUUUAUUAGAUGAUCCUGGCUUUGGAACUCGAUGCAUGGAAGGAGAACCAAUUUCUGAUGCUCCUUGUACAAUGGGAGAUGAGGAAUGGUCUAUACCAGAAGUGGCAGAAAGCGUGAUAGACAUUUUCAUGUCAACAAACUGGACCAUGGACAACCCAUCGCCUGCUUGCGAGUGCAGCUGUAAUGGCAAAAAAAAGAUGCUCCCAGAAUGCCCUGCUGGUGCAGGUGGACUGCCACCUCCUCAGAUUAAAAUGAGUGAAAGUGAGACCCUCCAGAACCUGACGGGACGAAACAUAUCAGACUAUCUUGUGAAAACCUAUGCACAGAUCAUUNACGCUUGCGAGUGCAGCUGUAAUGGCAAAAAAAAGAUGCUCCCAGAAUGCCCUGCUGGUGCAGGUGGACUGCCACCUCCUCAGAUUAAAAUGAGUGAAAGUGAGACUCUCCAGAACCUGACGGGACGAAACAUAUCAGACUAUCUUGUGAAAACCUAUGCACAGAUCAUUGGGAAAAGCUUAAAGAACAAGAUAUGGGUGAACGAAUUCAGAUAUGGAGGAUUUUCAUUGGGAGCUAGAAGCACCCAGGUAAUUCCUCCUGCUGAAGAGAUCGAUGAUGCCAUCCAUAGAGUCAGGGAAAUCUUCCAACUGGAGAAGGACUCAGGAUCAGCAGCUGACCGUUUCUUGAAAAGCCUGUCAGCCUUUAUCAAUGGGUUGGACACUAAGAAUAAUGUCAAGAUAUGGUUCAAUAACAAGGGCUGGCACAGUAUUGGAGCCUUCCUCAAUGUAAUGAACAAUGGUAUCUUGCGUGCCAACUUACCACCUGGCAAAGACCCCCGUCAGUUUGGCAUCACUGCGUUUAACCAUCCGCUCAAUCUGACUAAGGAACAGCUUUCUCAAGUGGCCCUAAUGACCACCUCAGUGGACGUGCUGGUUUCCAUCUGUGUGAUCUUCGCCAUGUCCUUCGUCCCUGCCAGCUUCGUUGUCUUCCUCAUUCAGGAGCGAGUAAAUAAGGCCAAGCACAUGCAGUUUAUCAGUGGAGUGCAGCCAUACCUCUACUGGCUGGCCAACUUUCUCUGGGAUAUGUGCAAUUAUGUUGUUCCUGCUACUCUGGUUAUCCUGAUCUUUGUGUGCUUUCAACAAAAAGCCUACGUCUCUGCAACCAACCUGCCUGUUCUUGCCCUUCUUCUGCUUCUGUAUGGGUAAGAAAGACAGAUCAAGACA